This is a messenger RNA of Lemur catta (Ring-tailed lemur), 4768 nucleotides long. It is a transcript of the gene ARHGAP27, whose product is annotated as Rho GTPase activating protein 27. The transcript is spliced from 18 exons. The record is from RefSeq and is a predicted model, not a curated record. Gene Ontology annotation, biological process: regulation of GTPase activity; signal transduction. Lineage: Eukaryota; Metazoa; Chordata; Mammalia; Primates; Lemuridae. Gene Ontology annotation, cellular component: cytoplasm. Gene Ontology annotation, molecular function: protein binding. Bases 670 to 3342 code for a protein of 890 amino acids.
UCGCGGGGCAGUGGACGCAGGGGACCUCCUGGCGACGGGUGCGUUCUUGUGCUCCAGGGAUCCUCCCGCUCCCCCAUCCUACCCUCUUCUCUUCGCUCCCCCAAGGUCGGGGAAGGAGCUGAGGCCGGGUCCCCUUCCCACUCAGCCCGAGACACUGCGCUCCGGUGGGAGUCCCUGCCGUGGGAACCCUGGAAAGGGCCUGGGGAGGCGGGGGUGGGCCCGGCGCGGGUAGGGCCGCAGUCCCGCUGGAAAGCGCUGGUGGUUGGUGAUUCCGGAUGCAAAUGGCCUCGCUCGGAAAAGGAACGCCCGGACGAGACAAGCGGCCCCAGCCGGCCAUUCCCAGAGCCGCGCGCCUACGGGACGCAGGGGCUCGAGAACAGCAAGUCCCGCAGCGGGUGGGGGAGGGAGGCGGGGCAGGAGCGGGACCCUCCCCUCCCUAGGCUCGGCUCGCGACCAGCCGGCGCCACUUCAGACGCAGCCCUCCCGGCUCCGGCCCCUCUCCAGCGCCUGCUCCAGCUCCUGUUCCGCGCGCAGCCUCCCGGGCCUGGCCUCUGGAAGCCCCGCCCAGGGACAUGGCGGGGGCCUAACCUGCCUCCAGCCGCUGGCUCCGCCCACCCAGCCCGUGGGCUCCCGGACGCCCGCCCAGCCGACGAAAACGCCGUGGCCGCGAUGGCGGCGGACGUCGAGGGGUACGUGUAUGUGCUGGUGGAGCACCCCUUCGAGUACACCGGCAAGGACGGACGCCGCGUAGCCAUCCAGCCCAACGAGCGCUACCGGCUGCUGCGCCGCAGCACCGAGCACUGGUGGCACGUGCGGCGCGAGCCUGGGGGCCGCCCCUUCUACCUACCAGCGCAAUAUGUGCGCGAGCUGCCGGCACUCGGCAGUGCCACCACCGCCCCGCCGCCGCCCGCGCCGCUCCCGGGCCCCGCAGCUCCCGAGCCUCUCGCCUACGACUACCGGUUCGUGAGCGCGUCGGCGUCCGCGGGCCCUGACGGCGCCCCCUCCGAGCCCCGGGGCCGUGCCAGCUCCCUGUGCGGCCCCGCGCGACGCAGUGGCGCGACCCCGCGUAGCAACCUGGCGCCCGGCCUGCCCGCCUGCCUGUAUGUGCGGCCCUCGGCGCCCGUGCGGCCAGCGCAGUCCCUGGACGACCUGGCACGCGCCACCGCCGUGCCUCCUGCCGGCCUCCUCGGGAGCGCAGGGCGCUUCAAGGCCUGCAGCGUGGCGGGCUCCUGGGUGUGCCCGCGGCCCCUGGCGCGCAGCGACUCGGAAAAUGUCUACGAGGCCAUCCUGGACGUGCGCGGCCCGCAGCGGGAGGAGAGCCCCGAGCAGGUGGACGAACCCCCGGAGCCCGUGUACGCGAACGUAGAGAGGCAGCCUCGGGCCACUUCGCCGGGCGCUGCCGCGGUCCCGCACCCCAGCCCGGUGUGGGAGACGCACACGGACGCCAGCACGGGGCGUCCCUACUACUACAACCCGGACACGGGAGUGACGACCUGGGAGUCACCCUUUGAGACUGCCGAGGGCUCCGCUAGCCCAGCCACCUCCCCGACCUCGGUGGGCAGCCGCGAGAGCCUGGAGACCGAGUGGGGCCAGUACUGGGAUGAGGAGAGCCGCAGGGUGUUCUUCUACAACCCCCUGACCGGCGAGACCGCCUGGGAGGACGAGCCGGAGGACGAAGAGCUGGAGAUGCAGCCGAGCUUGAGCCCCGGCAGCCCCAGGGACCCGAGGCCCCCCACCCCCGAGACGGACUACCCCGAGUUGCUGACCAGCUACCCGGAGGAAGACUAUUCCCCCGUGGGCUCCCUCGGUGAGCCCGGCCCCACCUCUCCCUUGACCACACCCCCCGGCUGGUCUUGUCACAUCAGCCAGGACAAGCAGACGCUUUACACCAACCACUUCACCCAAGAGCAGUGGGUGAGGUUGGAGGACCAGCACGGGAAACCGUACUUCUACAACCCAGACGACUCCUCCGUCCGGUGGGAGCUGCCCCAGGUCCCUGUGCCUGCCCCUCGAAGCAUCCGAAAAUCCAGCCAGGACAGUGACACUCCAGCCCAGACCAGCCCUCCUGAGGAGAAGAUCAAGACCCUGGACAAGGCAGGGGUGCUGCAUCGCACCAGGACGGUGGACAAGGGAAAGCGGCUCCGGAAGAAGCACUGGAGUGCCUCCUGGACGGUGCUGGAGGGUGGUGUCCUGACAUUCUUCAAGGACUCAAAGACCUCAACUGCAGUUGGCCUGAGGCAGCCCUCCAAGUUCUCCACCCCUGAGUACACGGUGGAGCUGAAGGGGGCCUCUCUCUCCUGGGCCCCCAAAGACAAAUCCAGCAAGAAGAAUGUGCUGGAGCUACGGAGCCGAGAUGGCUCGGAGUACCUGAUCCAGCACGACUCAGAGGCCAUCAUCAGCACCUGGCACAAGGCCAUCGCCCAGGGCAUCCAGGAACUGGUCCCUUGUCCCAUCCCGGAAGGACCCCCAGCUGGCCCAUGGCCCUGCCUCUCUGAAGCUCUGCGAUUGCAGUCCGCAGACUUGCCCCCGGAGGAGGAAAGUGAGAGCGGCAGUGUGGACUUCGGGUCCAGUGAGCGCCUGGGGAGCUGGCAGGAGAAAGAGGAUGACACGCGGCUGAGUACAGGCGCGUCCGCCCUGGUCCCCGGGGGUCUGGAGAGCGACCGGAAGAAGGUCCGGCACAAGCUCCGCAAGUUUCUGCAGAGGCGGCCCACGCUGCAGUCGCUGCGGGAGAAGGGCUACAUCAAAGACCAGGUGUUCGGCUGUGCCCUGGCAGAGCUGUGCGAGCGCGAGCGCAGCCCGGUGCCGCGCUUCGUGCAGCAGUGCAUCCGCACCGUCGAGGCGCGCGGGCUGGACAUCGACGGGCUGUACCGCAUCAGUGGAAACCUGGCCACUAUCCAGAAGCUGCGCUAUAAGGUGGACCACGAUGAGCGCCUCGACCUGGACGACGGACGCUGGGAGGACGUGCACGUUAUCACCGGCGCGCUGAAGCUCUUCUUCCGGGAGCUGCCCGAGCCCCUCUUCCCCUUCUCACACUUCCGCCAGUUCAUCGCGGCCAUCAAGUUGCAGGACCAGGCCCAGCGCAGCCGCUGUGUGGGUGACCUGGUGCGCUCGCUGCCCGCCCCCAACCACGACACGCUGCGGCUGCUCUUCCAGCACCUGUGCCGGGUGAUCGAGCACGGCGAGCAGAACCGCAUGUCGGUGCAGAGCGUGGCCAUCGUGUUCGGGCCCACGCUGCUGCGGCCGGAGACAGAAGAGACCAGCAUGCCCAUGACCAUGGUGUUCCAGAACCAGGUGGUGGAGCUCAUCCUGCAGCAGUGCUCGGAUAUCUUCCCGCCGCACUGACUGCGGACCUGGGACUGGGGGCGGCUGGAGGCCACCUGGCUGGACUUCGCCAAGACCCUCCGCCUCCCACCCGUCUGCAGGCGGUUGUGACGUUCGCACCGCUCCCCCCACCCACCCACCCCCGCCCCGGGUCCGAGGCUAUGGUGACCCCUGGUGGGCAAAAUGUGAUUUUUCUGGGGCAUGUCCCUUAACCGGGUUCUGCUUUCUAUCGCGGCGCCGCCCGCUGUGCGCCUGCGACAGUGUGUGGGGGUGAGUUUGCUGGGAGGGACCGCAUUGGGAGGAGGAAUUUGGUGAGGGGCUUCCUGGCUGCUUCAGGCCUUCACCAAGACCCCGUGUGCCCCAGCCCUGUGCGGACCAUGAAGCAGCUGAGACACCUUCCCCGCUGCCCAAACAGGACUAACCUGGCCUCCAGCGUGGGCAGCCGGACCUGCCUUCCUCAGGCCUCGGGGGUGACACUGCCGCGGGCCCCUCUGGCAGGCUGGCUGCGGACCAGUUUCAGCUGCCUUCCUGUCCCCGCUCCAUGCUCCUGCCCUCCCUGGCCCACUCGUGUUCUGUGCAAGGGUUCUUCAUGGUGGCUAAAUAUGCACCAUUUCCACACACCAUCCCAUUUUAUAGAUGAGGUGACUGAGGCUUGGAGAGGCAAAGUGACUUAUUCAGGGUCCAGUGGAUGAUGACUUCCCAGAAAAGGCUCCCCUCACACUAGAGCACAGCCAGGGGUGGGGUGGGGUGGGGUGGAGGGAUCAGUCCUUUCAGCUGCCCAACCGCCAACCCCAGCAUGGGCCUGUGAGCAGAGCAAGGGGACUAAGGUGGGUGUUUUCUGUCUGGGCCUGAAGGCAAAGAGGGAACCUGCCCCAGCUGUUCUCCCCUGGGGGACGGGGCAAAGCACUGGCAGGAGCCCCCCGCCCUCUUAGCCCUCUAGCUGUCAAGGAUCCCCGCCUGGUGCCCACCUAACAGGAAGAGGUGGGAGAGUCUGCGGGGUGGGGGGAAAGAAGACGCAAUCCCAGGAUCAGAAGUGUGAACCCUGGAGUCCACAGCCCCUUCCCUCCUGAGACACGAGCCACCUCGGUUUACAGAUCUUGGCCCCCCAGCCCCACCCACCUGUUCAUUUAUUCAAAACAUGACAGCUACUAUUUAUUGGGCAUUUGUACCACACCAAGUAUUUUACCUGGCCUAUCUCAUUGUCCCUCACAGCCAAUAUUUAUUGUCUGCUCUUCUGUGCCAGGCACUGUGCCCUGGGGCGGGGACUGCACACGCUGCCUGCCCUGGUGGAGCCUAUGGUCCGGCGGGUGGGGCCGACCCACGCCCACCCCAGUGCCAGCGGGGCCAGGGCAAGAGUACACACGGAGGCCUCACCCCAUAUGUCUAGACAUUUGGAAGUUACAAAUCAAGUUGGCAACUGUUAAAUAAAAUAUGUUCUAUUCUCCUA